AUAAGAGCGAAGCAUCAAAUGGCAGCAUAUACUUGGGGCGAAAGGGGCUAAAAUUUCGAAAGGAAGUGGAAGCCGUAAAGCAAAGCCUGAGCAGUAUCCUUCUGCCUCCCAUUUUAUAUUAUUCUUGUCCGGGGAACCAGUAUCUUCCCGUCUGUCGUGGGUACCAAAAUAACUCAGAGAAAAUCAGCCAAGAUGGCGAAGAAGAGACAGAAGAAAGGAGAUCAAAAUGAUAAAACGGCUGAAACGAAAAGGCUUAUCAUUGCCGAAGCCACAACUAUUCGCAUAUCCCAACAACUGCAGAAGUUCCAUGAAUCGAAAGAUGAAGUUUACAUGUUUGAAGAAAACCUGUCAAACUUUGAACGUGCAGUAGUGCAUGCAUUAUGCAGGAAAAUGGGUAUGACAUCCAAGAGUUCAGGGCGUGGCAGCCAACGACGGGUUUCUGUCUACAAAACUAAAAAGAAAGUUGACACCACGAAGGGUGUGGAGAGUCUACCAUAUUUGACAUUUUCGGAAGAGGCGAAAUUGGUUUUGCAGGAUUUGUUUAUUCAAUACCCACCUGAUGAUGGAAAAAUUGACUAUGGAAUGGUUGGGAAGCAAGCUGAAAAGAUUGAUAAAACAAGACAAAGGAAAGAUGAUAUUUUCUGCAAACCUUCAAUGAGUACAGCAGAAAUUGCGAAGAAAGUGGAGUUACUUGCUUCCAAAAUGCAGAAGGAAGGAUAUUUGAAGCAGGUCGCUGAAGAGAGGACUAAGCUCCCAAUUGCAUCCUUUAGGGAUGUCAUUUCAUCAACAAUUGAAUCUCACCAGGUAGUUCUCAUAUCUGGUGAGACUGGUUGUGGAAAGACCACACAGGUCCCCCAAUUUCUUCUAGAUUAUAAGUGGGGUAAGGGCAAGGCUUGUAAAAUUGUGUGUACUCAACCUCGACGUAUCUCAGCAACAUCAGUUGCUGAGAGAAUCUGUUAUGAAAGAGGAGGGAAUGUUGGAGAUGAUAUUGGAUACAAGAUACGGUUGGAAAGCAAAGGUGGAAGGAACUCAUCAAUUGUUUUCUGCACAAAUGGGGUUCUGUUGAGGGUGUUAAUUUCUAAAGGUGCUGGUAGGUCAAAGAGUGAACUUGGAACGAAAUCUGCAAAGCAAGAUCUUUCUGAUAUAACUCACAUUAUUGUGGAUGAAAUUCAUGAAAGGGAUCGCUACUCUGAUUUUAUUUUGGCAAUUCUGAGAGACAUGCUUCCUUUAUAUCCUCAUCUGCAUUUGAUACUCAUGAGUGCUACUCUUGAUGCUGAACGUUUUUCGCAAUAUUUUGGUGGCUGCCCAAUCAUCCGUGUGCCUGGGUUCACUUAUCCUGUUAAAACUUUUUAUUUGGAGGAUGUACUUUCUAUUCUAAAAUUGAAGGAACGUAAUCAUCUUGAUAAUACCUUAUCAAGUGUCCCUAUUGAGGACACACUGUUGACAGAGGAAGAUAAGCUUGCUUUAGAUGAAGCUAUUAAUCUGGCUUGGUCAAAUGAUGAGUUUGAUCUGAUCCUAGAAUUGCUUUCUUCUGAGGGAACUUCAAAAGUGUUGAAUUACCAGCAUUCUUUGACUGGCUUUACACCAUUGAUGGUAUUUUCUGGAAAGGGUAGAGUGGCUGAUAUUUGCAUGCUCCUAUCUUUUGGGGCAGAAUGCCAUUUACAGGCCAAGGAUGGAUCUACUGCAUUGGAGUGGGCUGAACGGGAAAACCAAAGAGAAGCCGCUGAAAUACUUAAAAAACACAUGGAAAGUGCCGUUUCCAACUCCAUUGAAGAACAACAAUUACUUGAUAAGUAUCUACGAACAAUCAAGCCUGAACUUAUUGACGUUGUUCUUAUAGAGCAGUUGAUAAAAAAAAUAUGUUUUGAUUCACAAGAUGGAGCUAUCCUUGUUUUCCUACCAGGGUGGGAGGAUAUAAAUAGAACCAGGGAGAAAUUAAUUUCAAUGCCAUUUUUCAAAAAUACUUCCAAGUUUAUGAUAAUAUGUCUUCAUUCUAUGAUUCCAUCUGCUGAGCAAAAGAAGGUUUUUAAACGUGCUCCUCACGGUUGCCGGAAAAUUGUUCUUGCAACCAAUAUUGCUGAGACUGCCAUUACCAUUGAUGAUGUUGUUUAUGUUAUAGACAGUGGUCGUAUGAAGGAAAAAAGUUAUGAUCCUUAUAAUAAUGUAUCAACUCUUCAAUCUUCUUGGGUCUCAAAAGCAAGUGCCAAACAAAGAGAAGGACGUGCAGGCCGAUGUCAGCCAGGAAUAUGUUAUCAUCUCUUUUCAAAGCUCCGAGCAGCAUCUUUUCCAGAGUUUCAACUUCCUGAAAUUAAGAGAAUUCCAAUUGAGGAAUUAUGUCUGCAGGUGAAAUUGUUAUAUCCAAAUUGCAAGAUAGAAGAUUUCUUGCAGAAGACAUUAGAUCCUCCAGUUUUCGAGACCAUACGAAAUGCAAUAAUUGUUCUUCAAGAUAUUGGGGCCUUGUCAGUUGAUGAGAAUUUGACUGAACUUGGGGAGAAGCUAGGUUCUCUACCUGUUCAUCCUUUGACGAGCAAGAUGCUUUUCUUUUCUAUAUUGAUGAACUGCCUUGAGCCAGCCUUGACUCUGGCAUGUGCCUCUGACUAUAGAGAUCCAUUUACUCUUCCCAUGUUACCAACAGACAAGAAGAGAGCUGAUGCUGCUAAGUCUGAGCUUGCAUCAUUAUAUGGAGGGCACAGUGAUCAGCUAGCAGUAAUAGCUGCAUUUGAGUGCUGGAAGAAUGCAAAGCAAAGAGGUCAAGAGGCAUGGUUCUGUUCCAAGUACUUUGUCUCUAAAAGCACUAUGAAUAUGUUGUCUGGUAUGCGUAAGCAGCUCCAAAAUGAACUAAUUCGGAAUGGGUUUAUUGUUGAUGAUAUUUCAAGUUGUAGCUUGAAUGCACAUGACCCAGGUAUACUUCAUGCAGUCCUUGUGGCUGGUUUGUAUCCUAUGGUUGGAAGAUUGCGUCAACCUCAUAAAAGUGGAAAACGACUUGUGGAGACCGCCGGCGGUGAUAAAGUUCGUUUGCAUCCUCAUUCCACUAAUUUUAAGUUAUCAUUAAGGAAAACUGAUGAGUGCCCUUUGAUAAUAUAUGAUGAGAUAACACGUGGAGAUGGAGGUAUGGUCAUAAGGAACUGUACCGUGGCUGCACCACUCCCAUUGUUAUUGCUUGCAACAGAGAUUGCUGUCGCUCCAGCAAAAGACGAUGAUAAUGAUGAUGAAGAUGACGAUGAAGAAGAUAGUGGUGAUGAAGAAAGUGAUGAAGGUGGGAUGGAGAUCGAGAAUCGGUCAGGUGGACAACAUGAAGAGAAGAUCAUGUCAUCUCCUGAUAAUUCAGUUACUGUCAUUGUGGAUCGGUGGCUUUUUUUUGGGUCAACAGCACUUGAUGUUGCUCAAAUUUACUGCUUGAGAGAGCGAUUAUCGGCAGCAGUCUUAUUCAAGGUAACACAUCCAAGGACAGUUCUUCCUCCUGUUCUAGGGGCCUCCAUGCAUGCUGUAGCCAAUAUUCUAUCUUUUGAUGGGCUAUCCGGGAUGUCAAUACCUCUAGAACCUGUGGACUCACUGACUUCAAUGGUAAAUGCUGCUGAGAUUAACAAGUCUGCCCCAGGGAAGAGGAGAAUGAUGGUACAGAAUUCAGAUGGGUACCUCCGAUCGCUUAUGGGAGACAGCAUGUACCAGAAAUCACCUUCCCAUCAUCCCAAUAGUGGAGUUCCUAAAUUAAAGGGAACAACAAACUUGGGUGAUUUUUCAAGUGACAGAGUUUGGUCACCCCGUAAUUCGGCUGUCCAGAACAUGUAUGGGACACCUGCGUUACGGGGUCCCAUUUCUGAUGGGAAUGGUUUGGGAAUGUUUCACAAACAUGGUUCAAGGGGAGAUUCUCUUAAGCGGCAGCGUGAGAAUGAGUCUAGAUAAUGGCGGUAAUUAGUCAAAUGUAAUUCUGUUGUGGACAGCAAGAUUGGUAGGUACCGAGCUGGUUUUAUUAAAAAUGUUGGGUGGUGUGGUUAGGCAUCUUGCUUUAUGGAUCGGAGGGUGCUGGUUCAUAUCUUUCCUGCCCCUUGAGACUAAACUCACUCAUUCAGGUAAUACUAAAGUAGGUAUAGUGAAAUGUGUUGCUCAACUUGCUUCUAACACCACUAGUUCAUUUGCUAUCCAUGUUGGCUUCCUAGUUC
Molecule: messenger RNA, 4160 nt
Organism: Carya illinoinensis
Lineage: Eukaryota; Viridiplantae; Streptophyta; Magnoliopsida; Fagales; Juglandaceae
Product: DExH-box ATP-dependent RNA helicase DExH6-like
Exons: 14
Coding region: 193-3903 (1236 amino acids)
Cellular component (GO): intracellular anatomical structure
Molecular function (GO): ATP binding; RNA binding
Source: RefSeq, a predicted model, not a curated record